Anopheles darlingi is the source of this 1573-nucleotide messenger RNA. RefSeq lists its product as uncharacterized. The transcript is spliced from 3 exons. NCBI's taxonomy places the organism in Eukaryota, Metazoa, Arthropoda, Insecta, Diptera, Culicidae. The coding region runs from base 734 to 1480 and encodes 248 amino acids. The record is from RefSeq and is a predicted model, not a curated record. Gene Ontology annotation, biological process: GPI anchor biosynthetic process. Gene Ontology annotation, cellular component: endoplasmic reticulum membrane.
GUACCAGUAUACAUACUUUUGGAAAUUUGGACCCGGUCUAUAAAAGAACGGAAUUAUUAACACUCGCGGAUAUGCAGAGGAAUAAUGGAUACCGUCAAUGAAAAGUCGACUCCUCCGUACAGCUUUUGAGGGGAAUGGCUGACGACGGACCAGUUCGACCCCUUCAGGUUGGAUCGAGCGAAUUUCGGAGGUUUAGAAAGAGAAGUAGCGACAGGAUCUUUCUAAAGUUUCUUUACGGCUCUGAUUGUAAUCUUGUUAUUUCAUUUUUAUAAAAUAAUCGCAACGAGCAGUGGAGGCGAAGUACAACCCGGAACCCUCGAUGACAAAUUGGACUUCAACCCUGAAAAUUUGUUUGUUUUGGUUUCCAUUUUGAGGUUAAAAGCGCGAGUUCACAAAUCGCUGUAAAAAUGGGAUUUUUCAGUUUUUGAAGUAUUUUAAGAAAGAAAUAAAAGUGGCAAGAGCAAAUUAGAGUUAUUUGCAACUCUCGUCGUCGUUACGGAGGAUUUCCCGGUCGUACAGUAAUCAGCGACCGAGAUCCGGGUGUCGCGAAAGGAACCCUUUGGCAAGUUUUCAGUUUUCAUCACGGCACGAUCUCCGGCAAUUGGGAUUACAUAUAACGCAUAUUGCUACCAAGGUAACUACUCAGGAAACUGGAUUGAAUGACCGUAUUGGGGUAAAUCCUCACUGAAGAAGGACAGCGUUAGAGUGAUUGUGCGACGAGUACGCAAGCAGAAUGGAUUUCCAACUAGAGAGUAAAGCGACAACCAAGCUGAUCGUCCACAUGAGCGUACUUUCGCUAGCGCUGAACGCCUCAUUUUUCUUCUUUCUGCUGCAUACUAACCGGCUGUACGAUAUGGGAAAGUUAAACUCAUCGAUCCUGCUGUUGCUGCUCCUGCCAGCAGUGGAACUGCUCAAGCAUUUUUACGCAACGCGCGCAUUCCAGCUUGAUAGCACAGCACAGAUCGGACUUGGUGGAAGCGGCAACAUACCAACCGGGAGAGUGUACACGAACAAAACAGCCGGACGAUUCCAGUUGAAGGAGCUCUUCCACUCGAUCGUACUGCUGGCGAGCACGGUCCUGUUCUAUGCCUUCAUCUGCACAGUAUUGGGUGCGACAGUGCAAGAGUACGAGGAGACAAUUUUUCUGGCCCUCACAAUGACCACACUGACGGUCUUUCCGAUUGUGUUGCUCAUCGGACAAGCGAAAACCUAUUCGUUCUUACUCUCGGAACCGGUGGUGCUUCGAUGUCCGCGUACCAACAGCUACUUUAAUUACCUUAAGCAAAACUGUAUAGGAGUGUUGCUGGGUGCAUGGGCUGCAUCGGUAGUUGCUCCCUUGGACUGGGAUCGACCGUGGCAGAUUUACCCGAUACCGAAUUACGUCGGUUGCUUCGUUGGCCAGUUUGGGAGGAGUGUAUACAACCUUCUUAGUACGAUAUAUCUCCAAUUUUACCGGGAUCGGCACACGAAAAUUGUGUAGAUGGGGCGGAAAGAUGCGUCCGUUCGCUUCCAAAGAAGGACAUCGUCUAGUCCAAACGUAUUAAGUAGAUAAAGCGAAUAAACUGCGAAAUAA